AUGGUGAAGGCCUAUGCCCAUUGCCGACGCUUAGAUGGCGUAGAUUAUACCGGUGUCAAGUCAAGAGAGGUACCGCCCGAGAUAUGGGAGAAGAUCGCAAACUUCAUCCCACGGGACGAGCUCCUCAAGCUGUACACCGUCAACUCUGCCUUCUUAAACGUUGUGCUAAACUUGAAGUACAAACGCGUCGAUCUUUCCAAUGAACCCGAUCGACCUCAGGCUGAGCUGCGCCGCAAAUUGGAUCGACUAAGAAACCAAUUCGUUGCUGGUCGUAUUCGUUCGCUCUAUAUUCGCCCUUGGCGAAUUGAUGAAGAGCAGGCUGUGCCAACGUCAUUGCGAUCACGGGUUAAACUUGGGCUGAAGAGUCUCGUCGAUCCCGAAUUCCCUGAAUUCUACGAAAAGGAACAGUUGAAGAAGCGCAUAUUCGACGACGUGAAUGUCGUGCUAGACGCAGUCGCUGCUUGCAAACACGGAAUCACCGAGUACUCGAUUGACUGGGAUGAACAGCCUCGGUACCAUGCUGCCUUGUUCUCCCAUUUCCUCUCCCCCCUUCUGGACUUAGCCCACAACCUACAGAAACUUCAUCUGAAAGUUCCUGUGGACAGUUUUAGGGCACUUUUUCCUAUCGGGCGCAAGUUCGAGUUCCCGGAACUACGCCGACUCCAGGAGCUCACCCUUACUCUCUCCACCGGUACGCUACCGAAAGCGGAAAUAGACUACCAUCUCGACACAUUGGUCGUCUUUAUCCACAAUGUGUUCAGAACGCUCAAAUCACUCUCUAUCGCUACCACGAGCUCGUCUGAAUACGUGGACCUCACCCAUUUCUUCGAGACCCUGGAAGGCGAGUCCUACCUGCACCAUUUCUCGCUCUCUAUCCCUUCCGGUAACUACCACUUGUCGAAUCCUCUUGCCCUGGGGAGAUUCUUGCGCAGACACAGGAACACACUGCGAUCCUUGGCAUUGCGCUCUCCAAUUGCCGACAUCACCCAGCGGACCCCCGCUCAAUGGCCUGUCGAGGCUAUCAAAGGCGUCAAGUUCCCUGAGCUCAUGACCUUGCAUCUGGCACUGGGAGGGAACUCGGAGCGCCUCGACGAUGUUAUCCACGUUCUCUACAGUUGCCCCACGACUCUCCAUACCUUGCUCUUAGAAAACAGGGUCCUGCCCAGUCAGGACGUCGAAUAUCUUAUUUCCGCUCUUGACCACCCUGCACCUGGUGGCGGAGUAAAGCGGUUGAGAGUCACGGUCAAAACGUUGAACGAUACAUUCCUUGACGCUCUUUUCCAUCGACUACCACAACUUGAAGAUGUGGAAAUUGUCUUCAAGCGCUUGGCCGGUCAACCGGGGGACCCUUUUAGUGAUUUGUUACAGCAUUUGAAAGGGAGAAUAUAUGUCGCUUCUCAAGUAAAGCGCCUACAGCUGGAGGUUGUUCAAUCCCCAGUCCCUGUCCUCCUGCCUAACUUCGCAAAGAACCUGCUGUACGCUGCGUUUUAUAGCUCUCUCCCUCUUCUAAAGGACUUCGUGUCCCACACGCUCCCUUAG
Messenger RNA from Pleurotus ostreatus (oyster mushroom), 1539 nucleotides. RefSeq lists its product as uncharacterized. The coding region runs from base 1 to 1539 and encodes 512 amino acids. Lineage: Eukaryota; Fungi; Basidiomycota; Agaricomycetes; Agaricales; Pleurotaceae. The transcript is spliced from 3 exons. The record is from RefSeq and is a predicted model, not a curated record.